AUGUUGGAUGUCGAUGAAAUUCCCGAAAGACCAAACAUUAACACACUUGCAAGUUUCUGGGCUGGGUUUGUUGGAGGUAUCGCAGGCCUCGCUGUCGGACACCCAUUUGUAAAGGUUAGAUUACAAUCUCGAGAACUUGCUUCUCGGUACAAAGGCACAUGGCACUGUUUUGCCAUGAUCAUAAAACAAGAAAAGGUGUUUGGACUUUACAAAGGAAUGGCAUCCCCAGCUGUCGGUGUAGCGGGUGCGAAUGCGCUUGUGUUUGGAUCUUAUACCUUUCUGAUUGAGAAACAAGCAGAACUCAGAGGAAGGCCAAUAAGCGAAACAGAUUUACCACCGCUGCUAGAUGUAUUUAUUGCUGGAAUGGGAGCAGGAACUAUUACAAGCAUUAUGACAUGUCCAAUGGAAUUGGCCAAAGUUCAACUCCAAAACCAGACAACCACAGGGGAUGCUAUGAAGUAUCGAGGCCCAAUUGAUUGUAUUACCAAGCUAUAUUAUGCAGGUGGUAUACGCCAAUGUUUUAAAGGUAUGGGAUCAACCGUUCUAAGAGAACUAAGUUUUGGUCCCUAUUUCCUUUGUUACGAGUCCAUAUGUCGAGGUUUGACACCCAAAGGCAGUACAAUGUCACACCAUGAAAUCACAGGUCCCAAAGUCAUCUUGGCAGGUGGAGCUGCGGGAAUUGUUUCAUGGUGCUCCACAUAUCCUGCAGAUGUUAUAAAGACUCGUAUACAGUCUGAACCUAAUCGAUAUAAAGGUUUCGUGGAUUGUUUAAGACACUGUUAUAGAGAAGAGGGUUACCGAAUCCUGUUUCGAGGUUUGACACCUACUAUUCUAAGAGCUUUUCCAUCAAAUGCAGCGACAUUUAUGGGAUACACUUGGACAAUGCGAUUAUUCACAGCAGAAAAACCGUUCUAUCAACGAGAAGAAGUUGCUAUUUAG
This is a messenger RNA of Phycomyces blakesleeanus NRRL 1555(-), 939 nucleotides long. RefSeq lists its product as hypothetical. NCBI's taxonomy places the organism in Eukaryota, Fungi, Mucoromycota, Mucoromycetes, Mucorales, Phycomycetaceae. Gene Ontology annotation, cellular component: mitochondrion. Gene Ontology annotation, molecular function: transmembrane transporter activity. The transcript has 9 exons. Gene Ontology annotation, biological process: transport. Bases 1 to 939 code for a protein of 312 amino acids. The record is from RefSeq and is a predicted model, not a curated record.